AUGACGGUUGCAAAAUUUCCUAAAAAUCUUCACAGAUAUAGAAGUUGUGAAAGAACUGUUGAUAAGAGAAAUCAGAUAGAUUAUGAGGACUUUCUAAAUUCUUUUAACCCAAAAGGUCUGCCUCCUCAUGAACUUUUACGCAACGAAAACUGUCCUACAAUGCUUCUAAGAAAUGUGAAUCCAACGGAUGGUCUUUGCAAUGGCACACGGUUAAUCUGUAGAGAAUUGGAUGAGCUCACAAUUACUGCGGAAAGUUUCUCUGGUCCUCAUAAAGGGAAAAAUGAACCGGUCUUUUCUCACGGCAAGCUUUCUGUUGCUCUUUCUAGAGUUAGGAAUUCUUCCGCAGUUAAAGCUUUAAGUGCUCCGGAAUGGAACAUGUUAUCCUUGUCAAAGACGUCCUACCUGGCUCUGAAGGCAGGACCUGCAAAGUCACCGUGUAAGAAAAACAGUAGAUAA
Molecule: messenger RNA, 456 nt
Organism: Coffea arabica (coffee)
Lineage: Eukaryota; Viridiplantae; Streptophyta; Magnoliopsida; Gentianales; Rubiaceae
Source: RefSeq, a predicted model, not a curated record